This is a messenger RNA of Strongyloides ratti, 1523 nucleotides long. Its product is annotated as Prolyl endopeptidase. The record is from RefSeq and is a predicted model, not a curated record. The annotation marks the transcript as partial. Gene Ontology annotation, cellular component: cytosol. Lineage: Eukaryota; Metazoa; Nematoda; Chromadorea; Rhabditida; Strongyloididae. The transcript has 2 exons. Gene Ontology annotation, biological process: proteolysis. Gene Ontology annotation, molecular function: serine-type endopeptidase activity; oligopeptidase activity.
GACCAGAAUCUAAUCGUUUUAUCUCAGGGCUUAAUAACAUGUAUUUCAACUUUAUGAAUAGAUCGGAAUUUAUAAAACCAAUUAGAAACAUAUUAAAUGGUUAUAAAAAAUAUACUAAGCAAGAAUUUGUUUCACAAUUUGGAGACUAUAAAUAUUAUUAUAAUUUUGAUCACUUAGGUUAUAGAUCAAUUAUAAGAAGAGUAGCACCUUAUAAUGUAGAAGAAGAUGAUUUUAUAAAUUUAAAUAAUUAUGAUAGAGAAGAAGAACUUUAUAUAGAGGAUUUUGCAAUGAGUCCUUCAUUAAAAAUUAUGGCAUAUAAAAUUAAUUUACUAUCUGGAUUUUUGAAAAUAAAAUUUAAAUAUUUGAAUGGAAAAGAUUUAAAAGAUGAAUUGUCUAUUAAUUCAAAAACAGAUUAUGCUUUUGUUUUAAAUGACGCAGGUUUUAUUUAUUCUAAUUACCCAACAAAACUUACUUCAAAUGGAGAACAAGAAGUGGAUAUCAGUAGUCAAAUAUUAUUUUAUCAUAAAUUUGGAACAAGUCAAUCUGUUGAUAAACAAAUAUUUCUAAUUGACUUUUUAGAAGAAACCACUAUGACGGCAAAAUUAUCAGAUGCUGGAAAUUUGUUACUUAUAAAAAUACAAAUGAAUUUAAAUGAUACAACUGCUUAUUAUUUUUCUGAUCUUACAAAUGUACGUGAUAUUGCGCAUGAUAUAAUACCUAAUCAUCUGAUUGGUAAAUUUGAUGCAAACUAUGAAUAUUGUUUUACUAUUGGAGAUUUUGCUGUAUUUUUCGUGAAAAAAUUUGGCAUGAAAAGUAGUGUUGUGGUAACAAGAAUUCAAAGUUCAGAGAAUACUGUUGAUACUGCUGAAAUAAUUUUAGAGGAAGAAGAAGGUUUAAAAAUUAAAAAUGUUUAUUCUGUUGGAAAAGAUUUUUUCGUAAUAAUUGUUGUCAAAAAAUCACAAUAUUUUUUGAAACUUUAUAAUAAAAAAGCUCUAACGUUGUUAAAAGAUAUAGAUGUUGGUCCAGGAGUCAUUGAACAUGCACAAGCACAUAUAAGUACUAAUUAUCUUAUCUAUUCAUUUAAUAAUAUAGUUAUGCCAAAUGCUAUAUAUAGAUAUAAUUUUGAAAAUGUUUUAAACAAAGGAGUAAAUGAAAUAAUAAAAGAAACAUUGUUUAAAACUGAAUUUUAUGAACUUUUUGUUGAUGACUUUACUAUAAAAACAGAAUAUUUUAAAACUAAAGGUUGUAAAAGUAUACCUAUGAUAAUGAUUCACAAUAAAAAUUUAAACAAAAAUAAAAAUAAUCCUGUAAUUGUAGAAGCUUAUGGUGAUUUAAGUGCUGCAUGGCAUCCCCAAAAGUCAUUGGCUAAAAUGUUUUUUGUGAAAGAAUUUGGUGGUAUUUGGUGUAUUCCUGGUAUAAGAGGUAUAGAAGGUUUAGGUAAAAAGUGGACUUCAGACGGAAAAGAACUAAAAAGAAAAAACAGUUUUGAUGAUUUUAUUUAUGCUAUAAAACAUUUAAUCAAA